UCAGGAGGAGAACUGUGUAGAGGUGUCAGUGGAACUUGGAGCAACACACACUAUCUUAAAAUAUAUUCAAAUGGAGCUAUCAAGCGGCGGAGGAUAUUGGAAAAAUAUGCUCAUAUGUGGGACGCUGUUGGUCCUGGCCGCCAGGGGCCUCGCGGGACCCAUCGACGAGAACGACUUCGAAAUCGGCACCGAGGGCAAGUGCAACGAGGGAUGGGAGCUGUGUCCGACGGCCCCCGACCGCUGCAUCCCCUCCGGCUGCAUGGACUACUCUCGCCUCGUGUUCCCGACGCGGACGUGCGGGAUCGGCAUGGCCAAGUGCCUCGACAUGAACAUCUGCGUCAUCCCGUGCCCGCCCAACAGCGCCCUCCACAACCCCUCCAGCGCCCUCAUGCCGGCCCUCUGCGUCGAUGGGAAGAUGUAUUGUCCCAGCACGGGGACCUGUGGCACGCACGAGGAAUGCACCAUGGGCAAGCCAGGGGAAACGCCCAUAUGCAACUUCGGGUACCAGUACUGCCUGAUAAUGGGGGGCUGCGUGCCCAAGGGGGGCUGCCCCGACGAUGACGCCUUCAUGACGUCAGAACUAACCACCUGUCCCUACGGCCAGGUAUACUGCCUCGCCACCGGCACAUGUGUGGAAGACGGCGCCUGCGGAAGACCUGUGGGAGCCGCCGAGGGCUCGCCUGACCUCGUGUGCCCGCCGAACAAGGUGUUCUGCCUCUCCAGCGGGACCUGCAAGGAAGCAGGGGCCUGUGGAGGACGCCCCCCUGAGUCAAUGGCUACUAUGUGCCCCCGGGGGUACGUGUACUGCCUGGAAAGGGGAGAGUGUGUCAGCGCGCACAGAGGGUGUAAUUGGGAUUCUAGGAACUGCCCGGCAGGUGAAGUUUUCUCGCUGAAGACGGGCUCGUGCGUGGGAGACAACGGCGGCAGUAUUGACGACUAUGACUGGCUGCCGGACGCGAAGUGCCCCGACUCCUCACGGGGGAACCGCGCGCCCUUCACCCACUCGACUUGCUUCACCCCCCUUCACUGCCCCUUCAAUCACUCUUGCUGCCCGGACCCUGAGAAACUGCACCUACAAUGCGUGACUCCCGACGGCGUCUCGAACCCGCAGGCUAUCAACAUCUCCUGUCUGCAACUGGAGAGCAAGCGGCACAAUACCGGAAUCAACUGCACGGUGCCCGAGGACUGCCCUGUCGCCUCGGUGUGCUGCGGAGGACAGUGCAAGUCGUCGAGGGGCGUGGAGACUUGCCCGCCGGGGACGCUGUACUGCAACCUGACGAAGAAAUGCACGAGGUUAGGGGAGCGGUGUGCGCGUGUGUGUGCAGCGGGCCAGUUCUACUGCGUGUCGACUGACGAGUGUGGACCCGAAUCGGCUUGCGAAUUCGAUGUGACCGGCGGCGCUCCGUGGACGCUCCCGGGUCCUCUCAUGCUGGCCGGCUCGGGCGACGCGCCGCCGGGCGAGGGCGUCCAGCUCUCGGAGGCCUUCAACUUCGCCGAGAAGGGGCCGCAGACCGUGGUGGGGGUGACUGCCCAGAUGCAGUUCAGGGUGGUCGAGGCGACGACGACGCACGGCCAGUGGUCGUACCGGCGCUACGCAAACGAGGCGUGGACCGACGUGGUCCCUGGCGAGGCCACCCUCACGCCCUCGCACUUCCUCAGGUUCACGCCCAACAAGGCGGCUUUUGCCUUCGGGCUCGACUACUUGGUUCUCCGGGAUGCGUCCAAUACGAAAGUGAACAGAACGGUGGUGCAGCUGGUCGCUCCCGACCCCCCCGGCUUCGUCCUGCAGCAGGUGGACAGCAGCCUCACGACCCCCGAGGACGUCCACCUCACCAUGAUGCUCGGCGAACUCGUCAGGAUCUCGACGGAGGACGAACUGUACUGGAACGCUUGGAACAUGGCUAUUGAGUUGCCGAAGGCCGCUAGCAAAAGAGGCCUCUUAGACAUCGGCCAUCCCUCCGUGGCCUCUUGGGUCACCAUGCUGCUUCGCCCUGACCUUCACAUCGGGGGGAUGGCGCCGCCGGGGAAAGGCAAGGCCGGGGCGAGGGAGAGGGGCGUCACCUUCGCCUUGUCAAGGCCUAAUGGCGCUACAGACUCCCUGGCGAACUUUGCUUUCUCGCGGGAUCUCGGACAGACAUGGGAGACGAGCAAUCUCGUGUCUUCCUUCGACUUCGCCCUCGACUCGUCCGAAACGGCGGCUCUGGCUGUCGUCAAGAUCAUCCCUGCUCCGAACAAGGCGGGCAACAUGACGCUCCACUUGACCCCUUACUCCAGGGUCAUCGGAAGUAGCGAACCGAAAGCCAGGACGAGGAUUAAGAGCGAACGGUUAAUUUCGGGACGAGUGGGUGAAGAGAAAAGCAAUGAAGUGAAGAUCUCACUAGAGAUCAAGCCCGUGAACGACCUGCCGGUGCCCAAGACGAGCGCUGACCUGACCCAAGUGCCAAUGCUUGACCCCGCUAUGCCCACGAGAGCCACCACGGCCCAGGAGUACGCCAGACUCUUCUUCAGGGACGUCGACGGGACUGAGAUGGGCAUGGCGAUUUACCAAGCCUCGGGCGGAUCCCUGGGCUGGUGGGAAUACUCACUCGACGGAGGAGCUACCUACAUCAAGAUAUCGGAUCUGACGGCGAAUCCUCUUCCCAAGUACCUCAAGCUAGGCACCUCUUUCUCCGGCGUUGUGAACUUCGAAGAUGCUCUGAAGAAACUGGAAUGCGACAUCAAGAAUGCACUGAAGAACCCCACCAUCCUGGCCGCCAUGAUGAGCUCUGGAACCGAGACGUGUCUGAACGGCGCCGAGAAUACGAGGAGGAAGCGGAGCAGCGUCGAGGAAGGUCGAGGGAACGAGGACAGCUCUCUGUCGCGGAGGAUCGCGCGCCAGACGCAGGGAGGACAGGCUGUCUUCAACGGCUUCGGGUCCGGGAGCCCCAAUUUCACUACGGAAUGCCCUACGGUAUUAGCAUACAUGUUGCCGGGGGAGGCGCUCCUCAGGUUCCGGCCAAUGAGCAACUCGACGUGGGGCAAGGCCGACGCCCUACGAGAGACCCGCCUGGUGUUCGGGGCGUGGGACCAGCAGGAGGAACAGCAUGAGCAGCCUCACAGGCAGACAACUACGGGCCAAGUCUCCAGAAUGAACAUCACGAUUCCCAACUGCUUAUGGGAGUGCGAGUGCGUGCGCAGCGUGUCCUCCUCGCCCGUCGUCGUCGCCGCCGAGUGGUCCGACUGCGGCGGCGGCGCGGUGGUCACCGGCGAGCCCAAGUUGGUCGACACGUGCGGCGUCUGCGGCGGCGUCGGCCUCUCCUGCCUCGACUGCCAGAAAGUCGUUCACGGAAAGGCCAAGAUGGAGUGCGGCGAGUGCGUCGGAGGCAAGACGGGCAAGACAGCGAAGCGGGACUGCGCGGGGAGGUGCGGCGAGGAGAACGAACUGCGCAGGGUCGGCCAGCGCGAAAUGUGCCUGCCGAAGGGCCAAGCCGACCCCCUGCCCUGCGACAAUCAGACCGACUCGGGCGCCUUCAUUAACGCGUGCGGCAAGUGCGUGGGCGGCACCACAGGGCUUGGCGCCGACGAGGGCAAGGACCGGUGCGGCGCGUGCGGGGGCGAUGACUCCUGCGUCGGCUGCGAUGGCGUGGCCAACUCCGGCGCCGUCCGCGACCUGUGCGGAGAGUGCCUGGUCCCCGGCGACCCCAAUUUCAACGACUGCCAAGCCAUCGGCAAAGUCCAGCCUCUGAUGCUAGACUCCGCCUUCGCCUCCCUCCUGGACCCCGCCGACCGAGGUACCGAGGAAGAGGCGAGAAUCUUACAGAGGCUGACACUCUCCGCCGAAAUCACGGGCGUCAACACGAUAAAACACAAAGCUGAAUCUUGCACGCUCACUACCGCAGAAAAAACAAUCAGCGCGCAGAACAUUAUUUUCCGUGACACGAAGUUAAAAGCGACCUUCAGGAGGCUGGAGCCCGGCACGUGGACCUUCGCCUGCGCCUUCAGGGCCAAGAAAUCCAAGGGCAACAAGAAUCCUGAACUCAUCGAACUCAUAGCCAAUGACGAGAUCGAAGUUGUGGACUCCACGGAAUCUUCGUUCGAUCUGCCCAUCACAGGAAUCGACCCUUCCUCCUCGCGGUCGCUCGAGCUCAGGGUGAAGGACGGCGUUCCGCUGGGGGGAGUCACCGCCUUUCUCUUGUAUCAGUACACUUCGGAUGGUGCGGCAACACGACGAAGGAAGCGCUCCAUCCCCCCCAGCCAGCUCUCCAGCCUGGUCGUGGAGCUUCCGACGGAGCCUUCGGGAGAGUCCACCGUCACCGCCACCCUGCCCGACGACCUCCGCCCCGGCAAGCCUUUCCUCGGCGUUGCCUCCACUCCGGAAAUCCUUGAGAUGGUUAAAAUCGGCAAAAUCGACCUCCCCAUGCAGAGCGUGACCAUCACGGCCCCAGCGCCCUCCGUCAGGAGCGCGAACCUGAGCGCCGACGGGAGGGUCCUCGUGGUGGAGUUCGACCUCAACGUGGAGUCGGACGCUGAGUGCCGCGACCUCAUAGACUGGCCGUGGCUCGACUCCAGCCGAAAGUCCCCCCCUCCGGAGUGCCGCUUCCGGGCAGCCACGCUGACCGUGCACCUGGGAACGGGAAUCGCCGUCGAGCCCAAUUCCAGCCUCGCAUUCCGGGCGAACAACGGCAUCAGGAGAGCCUUCGGGGACGCGAGCACUGCGCCGGAAGCCUCAGGGAGCUUCGUGGCCUGGCGCUUUGGACCCCCGGCACGUCUGAAGUUCCAGUUAACAGGCGAUGGUCAAACUUGCAAUGCUAGCAACGUGCAAGCAACUGUGAGCAACAUCUGGGGCGCGCUGAUCUCUGACGUCACGGUGGUGUGGAACGUGACGUGGGAACCCGGACGUAAACAAUGGAGUCAGUUAGAGACACUCCUGACGUGGGAGAGCGUGGAGACCAUCAAGGCUGCGAUGGUCACGGAGAAGACGGGCAGCGGGGAGACCCUGUCGGUCACCGGGGCUCUGUUCCGUCCGGGGAUCGAGUACCUGAUCGUCGCACAGCUGGAGACGUCAGGGGGCGUGUCAAGCGAAGCGAAGGGCGUGACGGUGAAGAGCAUGGCCAUCGGCGAGGCUAUCAAGGUCAGAGUGAAGGGCCCGAGGGAGGUUUACGCCGACAAGACGUACAAGUACAUCGCCUCGCCGAUCCUGUGCUCAGAGACGGAGUCCAUUGAAGAUCUGAAUCUGAAGUACUACUGGAGUUUGGACGUGGAGGGAGCCAGCCUGUCGCACGAGGAAGGCCAGAUGGCUACCAUCCCCGCUGGCAUCUUGCAAGGCGGAAGAACCUCCAUUCUCACUGUCAAGGUUAUUGCCGACGACCCGGAGAUCAUGGGCACUGGCCAGGCGGAGCUGACUGUGCUACCUCAGGGCAUCGAGGUGAUUGUGGCCGCCGACUCCCUCAGGAUCGGCGCUACGGCUCCUCUCACGCUCGACGCUUCGGGAUCCAAGGACUUGGAUAAUCUGCCGGGCGAUUUCAACUUUAGGUGGAGUUGCAUGACCGCAACAGACCUCGGGUGCUUUGUGCAGGUGGACGGCCAGCUGACUCGGUUCGAGACCCACAUUUCCGAGGCCGAUUUGUCGUCGUCCGUCUUGGUCGUCCCGCCUGAGACCCUUCCGGUUGGCAAAUAUAAGAUGACUGUGGAAGUUUGGAAAGAGGAAGUGGUCAGCAGGAGGUCAGUUCAGGUGGAGAUAGCAGCAGGUGCGCUGCCUGACAUCAUCAUCGAGAAACCGGACAGUGUAGUGUUGGCAGACGAGAGACUGUACGUUCGGGCGUGGGUGACGGGCGUGGCUGACCUUGUGGCUUGGUGGGAGGUGGUACAGGAACCCGGCUUCUCCUUCGUCGACAUUUCCCAGCUGCCGGCGGGGGCGAAGAUGACCCUCAAGGGUACUUCCAACCGCCGACCCUAUGACCUCGUCCUGCCCAAGGAGAGGAGCGAGAACUUCGUAGGGCUGGAAGACGGGACUUCGUACAAGUUUAGGCUCACUGUGGAAACGCCUCUUGGACACUAUGGCCUGGCCGAGGUCAUCCUUACGACCAACAACCCGCCGAUUGCCGGGUCGUUUGAGGUGACGCCGAGCAGUGGAGAAGCUCUGGUGACCUACUUCCAGUUCAGCGUCGCCGGCUGGAGCGAAGUGCCUGAGGACCUCCCGCUUACCACGUCCUUCGGGUACCGGUUGGGAGCCUCCGAGACCAUCACGUGGGCCUUCACUACCACCGACGAGGACCCUACGGCCGAGAUCGUUCUCCCUGGAGAAGGCACCACUACGCUGGUGACGCCCCUGGCCAAGGCAUGCGACACCAACGGCGGCUGCACGGUGGUGGAGGGCAGCGCCGUCACCGUCACCCUCGCCGACGCCCUCUCCAUCGAGGUGUUCGGCGCCCUGAGCCAGCAGUUCACGAACGGUCUCGGCGAGGACGACACGAGCUCCGCGGCGCUGGAUAUCGGGCGGGGCGUCGUCGGCACGUUGGACGCCAUGGGGUCUGACGCGCAGAAGAGCACCUUCACGGUCCUGGCCGACUUGGGGAUUCAGGAGAAGGUGGCCAAUCUCCUGAACAGGAACGCGGACGCUCGCCGGGACUCCUUUGACAUGGUGAGCAGCAUCCUCGACCUGGCCGAGGAGGCGGCGCUCAACGGGGACACCAUCAACGACAUCCUGGCUCUGACGCGGCAGUUGAUAGCUGACAUCCUGCGGACUCCGGUGCGGCUAGACGAGGACCUGGCCUUCCAGUCCAAAGACCAGCUGGUUGUGGAGGCCAUACCGACCGACGGCCGCGUCUACUACCCCGGCACGGACUCAGACUUGACGGCCGUCAGGUACAGACCCAACUCCAGGUUCAGCGAGGCUCAAGCUCUCCACAGGAAGAACGACGGCAGUGGCCACAGAAGGCUAAAGAGACAAGCCAUCAGCAACGACACUGAACAGCAGCCUCUCACAGUAGAACAGGUGCUGACCGGGCUGAGGGUGACAGAGAAGGCGUUUGUCGAGGCUGACACGGAAGGCACCAAAACGGCAAGGAUGGAUGAACUGCUAAAGACCAUUCCAGGGUACCUUUCGGGCCUGUGCGUGGGCAUGAGCAACCAGGACAUCCCGAAGAACGUCCUGGGCACGCUGGUCGGGCUCACCGUGGUCAAGUCAGCGCUGGUGAACGAGGCUGACACCAAGUUCGUCAUCGCCGACAGCACAGUCAAUAAGGAUGACUUUUUGAAGAACGAUAGUGAUAUCACGUGGGGCGUCCUCCUGGACUCGUACACGGAGUGGAGCUGCGGCAGGAAGGGAGCCGAGGGCGAGGACCUUGCGUGCUACGGGGCGUGUCUUGGGACGGUGCAGUACAAGGACGACUUCCUCUCGCCGGUGUUUGGCGUCGAGCCGCCGGGAGAUUUUAGAGGCACCGUAGUGCAAGGAGUGCUCAUGAACCCCGUCACAGGAGUGGAGAUUCCCCUGGACAAUGUUCCGGAGAAGAUCCAGAUCAACAUGGUUAUCGAAAACUACACAGUUCCUGAAGGAAAACGCCUGAAGUGCUACGCUUGGGACGGUGAGGGUUGGAAUGGAAGACUCUGCGGCACGGGGAAAAUGCGUGAAAAUGGCGAGGUGCGGCUCCAGCGCUGCAACUGCAACAAAGGCUACUACAUUGCCGUGUUCCUGAUAACGAGCAAACCUGGCCAAGAGGAGCCUUCCACAACCACGAUGGAGAUACCGACGGCUGUUGAUAUCACCGAAGCCCCUGGAACGGACGCCUCGGAGAUCAGAUACAAGAACGUCAAAUUCAAGAUCCAAGGCAACUACAGCGUGAUCGUAGGAGACCGGAAGGACGAAUUCGAGAAGAACCUGACUCAGCAACUGGCCGCGCAACUCCAGUGUACAGUGCUGUGCAUCCAAAACCUCACUGUCAGUCCAGGGAGCGUCUUGGUCGAGUUCUUCCUGCAGGAGGACGGGCAGCGAAUGGGCUCUUCCAAAUCCACGGAGGAGCUGUACAUGGAACUCUACGCGAUGAUCCAAAACGGGGAGCUGGAGCUAAAGGGACCGAAGAGCGAAGACCUGUUCGUGCCCCCGCAAGAGCUGGAUGGGACGGGCCCUGCGGUGUUGGAGAAAAAGGAUCCCACGCUGAUCCCAAUCAUCAUCGGCUCGGUCGUGGGAGGCCUGGUGCUCAUUGUCCUGGUGUUCAUCUGCGUCGCCAUCUAUAUGAAAGCCAAGAAGCGAGGCGACAAAGUGCAGUCAUUGCAGACCCUGGGAUCUCAACCUCCAACUUACAGCUCUAUACACUUCGAGAAUUCCUUGGAUGGCACCGCGAUGUCCAUGUCCAAGCGCCGGAAUAACCAGUCGGGAAGCCUCUCCUCCGGGGGCGCCUACUCUGACGAGGGAAUCUACAUCGAGCGCCGGUCCACCGCCAGUGGCAGCAGGGGCGGCUCGGGAGGGUCUGUGGGCGGCUCAAGCGUGGACUCGGGCACGGGCGGCGAGGUCCCCGAACCCUUCAAGUACCAGAGCCCGACGAAGGAGGAGCUGGAGCGCUCGGGCCCCAUCCCGGAGCACAUCAUCAAGAAGAUAAAGGAGAAUGAGGAGGAGGUCCUUCCAGGAACACCUGCAGGUCUGGAGUAACACACGAGAACAACGCGAAGGUUUGACGUCAUCUUGGUAGAUUGACGUCACCCGAGCUGUAUAAUGUUAAUAGGGAAAGAUCCAGCUUCAAAAAGAGAGAGAGAAAAGAAAAGAAAAGAGAGAGAGAAUAAAAGGGAAAAUCUAUAAAUUAUUAACUUCGGCAUUUCAUCUGAAACAAAAUUUUCACGAUAAAUCUUGAAUUCAGUUUUCAUUCAGGUUAUAACAAAGUUUACAGGGAUAUAGGGGAAAUGUAAUAAACUAGGAGACCUUCUGUGUCAUUGAAAGUGGGAAAACAAAAAGAGAAAACUAGAACAUCACUAGGACGCCAAACAAAAAUAACAAACUCCAAGAUGUAAUAGUUACUGGCAUUGUGAACUGAACAUCUUGCAACCAUGAAAAUGUCAACGAAGGAAAAGCAGGUUCAAAACCAAUGCCCCUUAUUCACACCAAGGAAUAUACCACCACGAAUAAACUGCAACCAGACCUGCCAGGGCGUUUACGUGCGACUCAGCCCCUUCUCCUGAAUUCUCCUCGCCCUUUAGGUACAAUCUAGAACCAAAUACUUAGUCGUAUGAGAUAUUUAUAACAAAGAUUAUAUUCUUCUAUGAUAUAUGUCAGAUCAGAAUGCUGAAAUAUAUUACUGUACCUGGAAUGUAAUGUGAUGACGCACACAUACAUGCAUAGAUAUAAUUAUACUGACACACAUACACAUACACAUACACAUUUAUACAUGCAUACAUACAUAUGUUUAUAUAUGUAUAUUUGUAUAUG
This is a messenger RNA of Penaeus chinensis, 9394 nucleotides long. RefSeq lists its product as uncharacterized. Bases 71 to 8623 code for a protein of 2850 amino acids. The record is from RefSeq and is a predicted model, not a curated record. The transcript has 57 exons. Lineage: Eukaryota; Metazoa; Arthropoda; Malacostraca; Decapoda; Penaeidae.